This is a messenger RNA of Panonychus citri (citrus red mite), 1603 nucleotides long. RefSeq names its product protein pangolin, isoforms A/H/I/S-like (gene pan). The transcript has a single exon. The coding region runs from base 203 to 1189 and encodes 328 amino acids. The record is from RefSeq and is a predicted model, not a curated record. Gene Ontology annotation, biological process: regulation of transcription by RNA polymerase II; canonical Wnt signaling pathway. NCBI's taxonomy places the organism in Eukaryota, Metazoa, Arthropoda, Arachnida, Trombidiformes, Tetranychidae. Gene Ontology annotation, cellular component: beta-catenin-TCF complex. Gene Ontology annotation, molecular function: RNA polymerase II cis-regulatory region sequence-specific DNA binding; DNA-binding transcription factor activity, RNA polymerase II-specific.
UGCCCGGAAUCGGCAGUGGCAACGCGACGCUUGAACCUCGUUGUUUGUUUAACUUGAUCUCUCUCUCUCUUUGUGUGUUUUUUGGUUCUCUCUCUUUUCUCCCUCUCACUGAGUGUUUUCUUGUGUUUUUCUCUCUCAUUGUGAGAGUGUUUUGUUGUUGUUUUGUGGUUUCUCUCUUUCUCUCUCUCUCACCUUGACCACGAUGUCUAAUGAUGAGCUUGCUUCGAGAGAUGAAAUAAUUGAGUUUAAAUAUGAAGGUGAGGAAGAUCGUCUCGUGUCCGAGCAUCUUUACCACCAUUACCUUCAACCACCGGCUCACAAAUGGAUUCCCCUCUCGUUUUCUAGGUGGUUUCCUCCGCCGGCUUACCAUUUUUACUCACCUCCGCUUUAUCUUCAUUCAAAUUUUCCUGCUCAUCCACCAUUACCACCUCGUUCACUGUUUUAUUCACCACCACCACCCCAUCAUCAUCAUCACCACCAUCAUCAUCAGUUUAACCAUCAUCUUCACCAUCCAAGUUUAAUACCACCUCCAUCUUCAUCGUCAACCUCAUCAACAUCUUCAGCAUCUUCUGCAUCUUCAUCUUCAACAUCAUCUAUCCUCUCAUCGUCAACACCCCACCACCACCACCAUCAUAACCUUAACCACCACUCUCAUCAUCAUCAUUCACAAGAGCCACAUGAUCGUAAUAAUGUUGAUUCAAAUGAUCGUAUUGAUCAACAUGAUCGUGUCUCACUUUCUGGUGAUCAACACGAUCAUGGUGAUCAACAUAAUAGUCUAAUCAACUUUAGCAAUAUUAAGAAACCUUUAAACGCUUUCAUGUUGUACAUGAAGGAAAAUCGAGCCGCUGUUGCAGCUCAAAGUACUCGUAAAGAGUCCGCAACGAUUAAUCAAAUUUUAGGUAAAAAUUGGCACUUGUUAAGUCCCGAAGAACAAGCCAAAUAUUAUGAGAAAGCUAAAUCAGCACGUGAUGCUCAUCGAGAGCAGUAUCCAUGUUGGACCGCCAAAGACAAUUAUGCCAUAAGGAAAAAGAAAAAGAAAACAAAUCGAGAAAAAACCAGCGAAGGUGAAGGUUCACAGAAAAAGUGUCGAGCUCGAUUCGGGUUGGAGCAACAGGCGAGUUGGUGUAAACCUUGUCGAAGGAAAAAAAAGUGCAUACGAUUCUCAGAAGAGAAUGCGACUUCCAUCUAGUGUUUUCCAAUCAAAGUAUUUCAUUGAAUUUCUACUACAAACAAAAAAAGAAUGAGAUAAAAUGAUCACGCAUGUAAUUCUCUCUCUCCCUCUCUCUCUUUCUCUCUUUUUCUAUCUCUCUCACCUUCGACCAAGAAAAUUCUCUUUUUCGUUUCAUUCUCAUUCUCUCACACAGUUUUACCACCACCACGAAUUCUACAUGUAUCAUGAUCUAACUUAGAACUUUAUCCAUUCGAAAGUCUUUUUCUUUUGUAAUAAUUAUCAUCGUAUCUCAUCAACGCCUAAUCAUCAUCAUCAUCAUCAUCAUUCUCACCUUUAAUCACCAUCAUCAUAAAUUUCGCUUAAAUUGUAAAGCUUAAUCCAUCUUCUUUUAAGUAAAAGAGAAAAAAAAAUAAAAAUCUUUAUCUUUUUCCA